AUGGGUGAUUUGGCUUGUGAUUCUGAAAGAGUGCUCAUGGAGGGUCACGGUGCCUCUUCUGUCUGCAAGGAUGACAUGCUUCUGCUAGAGGAGGCACUUCCUCCAGCUGGGCAGACUCCAGGUUCUUGUGUGGAGCUCCGUCAUAACCUGGAGGGAACUCAUAAACAAGCAAGGGAUGCUGGUUCUUUGGACACUGAAGUUGAUAUCUCAGGUUCUCCCAGCUCAGGAAUAAAGAGAGGCAAAGGAGGUGAUGGAAACUCCCAUGCAAUCUCCAAUUACAGUGAACCAAAGUCCUCUUCACCUUAUGAGCGCUUGCCGUCCUUUCCGUUCCCAGGCCAAUUAUACUAUUUGUUGCGCCUAAUGAAUUAUUUUGGCCAGUUGUCUAGGUUCAUCAAUCUAUGUUCUGUUCCUACCUGCUAUGAUGGUGCUGUAGUGGUAUUGGUACAUUUAAGCUGGGCCUUCACGUCGACGUCAAGGCUUCUCGUCUCCGCUAUGAAAGGAGGCCGUGAGAGAAGCAGCGGUGAAGCAUCGCCAACUGGAGCCCGCCACGUGAAUUGGGCCUCAGAUGUAUAUGACCCCCCAGUCACCUCUGUCGACCACACGGUGAAGGGCCACCAGCAGCGCUCCAGGUCCAGGAAGAAGGACAAGGGCAAGCAGAAACAGAAGCAGAAGAAGAGGAAGUCGCGCGGGAACGGCAAGAAGAGCGGCCUCCACGAUGCCGCCCACAACCCGCCUGCUCUCGACGUGCCCGGGCCAUCUUCGCCCGACGAACUAGGCUUAGGCGAAGUGGAGGAGGCCGAGGUGCUGGACUACAGCGCCUUCGACAGCCAGGAGCCCAAGUGCGGAGGCGGCUUCCCACACGAGAUCGCCGCGGCGCGGACGUGUUUCCCCGCUGCCGAGCCGUCAUGA
Molecule: messenger RNA, 909 nt
Organism: Triticum turgidum subsp. durum (durum wheat)
Lineage: Eukaryota; Viridiplantae; Streptophyta; Magnoliopsida; Poales; Poaceae
Source: the annotation of a GenBank genome assembly